AAUCGUCUUCCAGGUUCCAACCAUGACCACCAACAGCCUCUGCCGCCCUCUGUUGUCAGUUAAUUGUCUUCCUCCACAGAAACUAAACCUAUAUAUGCAUAGAAAUGGCAGACCCAAACUCCACCAGCAGUAUCACCGCCAAACCCAGAGUCGUGAUAUGCAUAGGUGACAUCCAUGGCUACUUCGCCAAGCUCCAAAACCUCUGGUCCAAUCUCCAAACCGUAAUCAACCCAGAAGAUUUUAGCUCCGCUUUGGUCAUCUUUCUGGGUGAUUACUGUGACAGAGGUCCAGAUACCAAGAAAGUCGUAGAUUUCUUGAUUGAUUUGCCCUUGGCCUAUCCAAAUCAAAAACAUGUGUUUCUCUCUGGCAAUCACGACCUUGCUUUUGCGGCUUUUUUGGGGGUUUUGCCGGAGCCCGACGGAGUGUCGUUUAAGGAGGGAUGGAAGGAGUACGAACAGAACGAGGAGCGAGAAGGUUGGUAUAAGGGACUUGGGUACGAGAAUAUGUUUCUGCAGGGGAGGAUGUGGGCUGGGACUGUUAAAGUUCGGUUCGAUGUUAAAGGGACAGAGUAUAAGGUUUCUGUUUAUGAUGCUGGACCUACAUUUGAGUCCUAUGGAGUCCCUCAUGGGUCUGCUGAUUUAAUGCAGGCGGUUCCUGAUGAGCACAAGAAGUUUCUGGCUGAUAUGGUUUGGGUCCAUGAAGAGGAAAAUGUAUGUAUACAGAAUGAAGGAGGAGUUAAACCCUGUAAAUUGAUUGCUGUGCAUGCUGGUUUAGAGAAUGGGAAAAAUAUUGAAGAACAGCUGAAACUUUUGAAGGCCAAGGACAUCAGAGUGCCUAAGGUAGAGGCUCUUAGUGGGAGGAAAAAUGUGUGGGAUAUCCCAAAGGUGAAUUUCCAUAAAUCUACUAUUUUCUUCAGCAGGCACAUGCCUUUCCAAAUGAAGCAUAGAAUUUUAUCUUUGCUUAAUAUGAAGGAAAUGAAUCUGGGAGAUAAAUAUCUUGGCUUACCUUCUUGGUGGGGACAAUCUAAAGUUCAAGCUCUUGACUUUAUUAAGGAGAAACUUAUAGCUAAGACGCAAUCCUAGAAGCAGAUGUCGUUAUCUCAAGCAGGCAGGGAGGUGCUCAUCAAGUCAGUUUUAAGUGCUAUACCUACAAAUUCUAUGGCUAUUCUUAAGUAACCUAAGGGGUUCUUUCGCUAGUUGAACAAUAUCCUCUCUAAUUUUUGGUGUGGGAGAAAGGAUAAGGAGAAAAAAGUGUAGUGGAUUAGUUGGAAAAAGGACUCUCUUCCUAAGGCUUGUGGUGGUUUGGGUUUUCGAGAUAUUUAGCUCUUCAAUUUGGCUUGCUUAGCCAAGCAAUGCUAGAGGCUCAUUCACAACCUUAAUUAUACAUGGGCUUGUGUUCUUAAGGGUUUGCAUUUUCCUCAUUGAUCUUUCUUGCAAGCUUUAGGUACCCCCAGAAGAAGCUUAUGGAUUUGGCAAAGCCUUUUGGCCGGUGAAGAUGUUAUUAAAGAGGGUUACAGACACAAUAUUGGGGAUGGCACUCAAACUCUUAUUUGGUUUGAUCCUUGGAUUGCAAGCAUUGAAGGCUUCAGGGUAUCCUGACCCUUACAGUAGCCACUUCAUGUUUAUUUAGUGGUAGAUCUAAUCGAUCAUGAUUUGUUGCAAUGGAAAACUAAUCUUAUUGAUAUUAUUUUUGAUCCAGUUAUUGCUACAGCAAUCAAAGCUAUUCCUAUUACUCCUUUGGGAAACGAAGAUUCUAUUGUAUGGCACUUUGAUCAUUCAGGUAAUUAUUCAGUUAAGUUUGGAUAUAGAUUUCUAUCUAAUAUCAGACUCUUUUGGUGUAAUCAUGCUAGGGCGACAAGCUUUGUGAGCCCUAACACUUAUAAGCCUAAUCCAGUUGGUUUUGGCUCUUCAUCGUCAUGGUGGUUAGCCGUUGUGAAUGAAUUCUGUGAGGACCAGCUGUGCUUUUGCUUUUUACCUAUUUCUUGUUGGAUCAUUUGGAAAAAGAGGAACCUCGCUAUGUUUGAUCAUAUUGAUCUGAAUCCAGUAGCAGCUGCUGGACAUAUUUCCAAUUCUUUCUUUGAGUUAUCUAGAUUGGUUACUAGGGGAGAUCAUAACACUUCCUCCUUGCAUGAUUUUACUAUGAGUUCGAUGUGGUCUCCUCCGCCAAUUGGAACUCUUGAGCUGAAUAGUGAUGUGGCUUGAAGAGAUGCUGCAUCUUGUGCAACCA
This is a messenger RNA of Hevea brasiliensis (rubber tree), 2226 nucleotides long. Its product is annotated as tyrosine-protein phosphatase RLPH2. Lineage: Eukaryota; Viridiplantae; Streptophyta; Magnoliopsida; Malpighiales; Euphorbiaceae. The transcript is spliced from 4 exons. The record is from RefSeq and is a predicted model, not a curated record. Gene Ontology annotation, molecular function: hydrolase activity. The coding region runs from base 105 to 1082 and encodes 325 amino acids.